This is a messenger RNA of Macrosteles quadrilineatus (aster leafhopper), 731 nucleotides long. RefSeq lists its product as uncharacterized. Lineage: Eukaryota; Metazoa; Arthropoda; Insecta; Hemiptera; Cicadellidae. Gene Ontology annotation, biological process: mitochondrial electron transport, ubiquinol to cytochrome c. Bases 49 to 627 code for a protein of 192 amino acids. The transcript is spliced from 2 exons. The record is from RefSeq and is a predicted model, not a curated record.
UAUUUACUCACAAACUUUCUAUUGGAAACCUUUAUCUCAAAACUAAAAAUGUGUAAAGAAACGUCAGAAUCUCCAGAAACCAAACAAUCCGCAAAGGAAAACACCAAAAUUAACGAAUCUUCGUCGAGUUCAAGAACAGCGACAACUACCACAGGCAAAGACGAGUUUGGAAGACCUCUGUGCACAGUUGGUGAAAAAAAAGAAAGAGAAACAAAAUGUCACGAAUCGCACGGACAAUUCAAGCAGAAGGGUGGAAAUAAAACAGAGAAACAUUCAAACACAACUAUAAAAUGUGCUGGUACAAACAAAGGUGUAUCAGCUUACAGCAAGAUUGGAGAAUAUUGUCAACAAUUGGUAAAACAGGCUGUAACAAAUAUCGAGACUCCACCAAUGUCUUCGGGACAAACUAGCGUGGAGAAGAGAGAUGGAGUAGGGCUGUUGACGAGGUCUAGACGUAUCCAGCUUAUUUCCAGAUGGGUGCCGACGGCUGGUGUGUAUGCUGCUGUCGCCGUCGCUAUGACGUGCUGGGUAACUGAAUGGGGAGCGAUAACAAGGCACUUACCCUUCUACAGACAACCUAAAGAGGAAGAAACCCCCCAAGAUACUCCUACAACAUCAGAAUCCUGAGUUUUGGACUUACUUGAUGCGAAGAAAUUUUAAAUUGCAACAAAAAGACGGUAAUUUUCGAAUAUCAUAUAUUUUGGAAAUUUAAAUACACCAAUUUAGAAUUG